AUGAUCGAAGAAAAAAGUAAAGUUAUAGAAUUGGCAUACCGUACUUCAAAUAAAUUUGCUGCUCACUGCUAUUCUCUUGAUUUAAUGAUGAGUUCCCGAAAGGUUGGUUCUGGACAUCAUGCAUUGUUUCCUAAAGAAGAAACCCAACUUUAUGAAUGGAUAAUAGAGCUUUGUAAAGAUGGUUUCACAGUUAAUCAUUCUAGUAUUAAAAUGAAAAUGGUUGAAAUUAUGAGAUCAAGUGCAAGACUAGCUCAAGAUGAGGCAGAGAA
Messenger RNA from Cetraspora pellucida, 269 nucleotides. The record is from the annotation of a GenBank genome assembly. Lineage: Eukaryota; Fungi; Glomeromycota; Glomeromycetes; Diversisporales; Gigasporaceae.